Molecule: messenger RNA, 2959 nt
Organism: Chenopodium quinoa (quinoa)
Lineage: Eukaryota; Viridiplantae; Streptophyta; Magnoliopsida; Caryophyllales; Amaranthaceae
Product: spore wall protein 2-like
Exons: 2
Coding region: 464-2602 (712 amino acids)
Source: RefSeq, a predicted model, not a curated record
GUUAUAGUUGAAGAUAGAUAAACAAACCAAGCCAAAACUCAAAAGCAAGCAAAAUGUCAUUAUAAAUUAAAGUUGUAAUGUUGCAAUUACACUCACAUACUUUAAGAUCCAAAUCUGAGUUUUACCCUUUCAAUUUCCAUUUCUUUUUUCAGAUAACGAAUCACAGCCUAACUCACCGACAUUCCUUCUCAUUUAUCCCUCUUCUUUUUUACUCUCUCUUCUUCCUUUCUAUUACCUCUUUUUUCAUACUUCAAAUUUGAAUCAUACUUUCAAAUAUUUGCAUACAGAAGAAAACUCCCAGUUUUUCUCUGUUUUAUUUAUUUAUUUUUUUUUCAGGUCAGUUUCUCCUUUUAAUAUCGUCUUUUACUUUUAGAUAUAUAGAUCUUUCCUUUUUCAUGGGGUAUAAUAUAAUGUUUCAUACGAAACUUUUGGGCAUUUGACAAGGUUUUGAUUCUUGAAAAGUAUGUUUAAGUUGUCGCCUCGUAGUAGGGGUUCGAGGUCGAACAAGGGGAUCAAGGUAAAGCAUGCGAUGCAAUUGAUUUUGUUGUUGGGUGUUGGUAUUUGGUUAGUGUACCAAAUCCAACGUUCUUAUGGUAAGGAGAAAACGUUCGGAGAAGCAAAAAAGGUUUCGGAAAAGGUGCAAGAAGGGAUUGAGAGGUUAAAGUUGGGAAGGAGGGAUCCUCCUGAGUUGGAGGAAGAUGAGAGGAAUAGUGUGGAAGAGGGUGAGGAGAAGAAAUUUGGAACUGGGGAUGUAAAGCUGGAAGAGAAUGAGGAUGGAGGGGGCGGGAAAGUGGAUGAAAAACCCAAAGAGGAAGUUAAGGAUGAAAGCGUGGAGAAACAAAUUGAAGAGGGGAGAAGUGAAGAGGGUAAGGAAGAAAGAGGAGGAGAAAGUGAGGGGGAAAGUGAGAAGAAGGAUAAUGAAGGGUUGAAGGAGGAGGAUAAGGGAAAUGAAGAGGUGGAGCAAGAAGGGAACAAGGAUAUGGAAAAUGAGGUGAAGGAUGAUGGAGAAAACAAAAGUGAGGAGGUGCAACAGGUUGAGAACAAAGAAAAGGAAAAUGAAACGAAGGAAGAGAACAAAGCGGAGGAAAGUGAAGCUAAGGAAGAGAACAAGGAGAAUGAAAAUGAAGCCAAGGAAGAGAACAAAGUGGAGGAACAUGAAGCUAAGGAAGAGAACAAAGCGGAGGAAACUGAAGCCAAGGAAGAGAACAAAGCUGAGGAUAAGGAGAAAGAAGAGGGCAAAGAAAAUGAAAGUGGAGAGCAAAAAUCUGAUGAGAACAAGACUGAUGAAAUUAGGGACGAGAGCAAAGAGAGUGGAAAUGAAGAAGAGAAGAAAGUGAAAGAGAAAGAAGCUGAGAAAGAGAAUGGAGAAGCUAAAGAAGAAAACCAAGAGAGCAAAGAGAAUGACACUUCAUAUAAUGAAGGUCAAGAAAAGGAAGAAGGCAACAACGAUAGUAAGAAUGAAGAAACAAGUACGGAAGAUAAGUUCUCUAAGAUAGAGGAUUCAGGUUCAUCAGAUGCUCAGGUUCAAGAUGGAAUUAACAAGGAUGACAAAGCUGUUACUGAGAAACAAAACAAGGAAAAUGAUUCUUCCACUUCAGAGCUGAAUGCAUCUGAACAUAAAGAGAAUAAUGAAGAAGCCGUGGAAAAUAAGACUGCUGAAAAGGAAUCUUCUGAUGCAGUAACUGCUGGCGAAAAACAUGAUGUUACUCCACAAGAUACGGCUGAUGGCUCUCACUCUCUCCCUUCUGAAACUGUAGAGUCUGGCGAAGACAAGCAAGCUAAUGCCACUACAUUCAGUGAUGAAACAUUUGUUACCCAGAAUCAAAAUUAUGCAACAGAUAACACAAGCACUAAAGAGGAUAAUAAUUCCGUUCUACGGGAAGUUGUAUCGGAGAAACCUGAAGCAGGAGCAAGUGAAAACCAAUCGGAUGCAAAUUCUGACUCCGGCUCUAAGACUGAGGACACCAACAAUGUUGAAGGUGGAGGAGGCUCUUCAGCAGAUGGUCAUACUUCCUAUUCUGAUACAUCUGGUCACGAGGGUGCAAAUGGGGAGAAUCCAGAGAAAAAUAUCUCUGGAAAUUCUCCUUCUGGAACAAAUGGAACAAAUGAAUUAAUCAACCAUGAUCAAGUUCACUCUUCCUAUGAUUCAAACUCUGAGGAACAUAAAGAGAAGAAAGCGUCAAAAGUGAAUAAAAGCGAAGAUGCAAAGAAACCAGUGGAGCCAAAAGAGUAUGCAUCAAAAGAAAAUGAUGGCCAAGAAGCAGAGAAGCCAGUGGAGAAAAGAGAGGAAGCAACAAAAGCAAAUGAUGGCCAAGGUGCUGAGAAAUAUGAACAAGUUGAUGAUUCCAAACAGCAGCAGCAUUUGGAGGAGGAGUCAUUGAACUAUAAUAAGAAAAUUAAUUUGGAGCAUGAGCAUGAGCUGCAAGCUGAGUCUACGAACAACUCAGAGUCAGAAGGCCAAAAAGAGGACUCAACAAAUGUUCAGCCUCGUCAUGAAGCUGAUACCUCAGUCACUCUAGAAGUUAAAGAUCGAACUGAUUUAGAUACUCUGCCAGACAACAGUAAUGAAGCUGGCAGCAAUAGAGAUGCGGUUGCCAAGUGAGUUUUCCAGUUAGGCGCUUAAAUUGCAGUUUUUCUUUAUUACCACUGGAAGGCAAGACUGAGUUUUAGUUUCCCUUUUCUUGCAAAUGUAGGGGCUGUGUACAACCCUCUUGUAACAUGGUCUUUCUCUGUCCUUAUUACGAUAUUUGUGUAUAAAAGAUGUUUAAUUGAUGAGUUGAUAGGCUGAUCGUUAGUAAUGUUCUUAUGUUGCUCCAUAAGAGUUCAAAACGCCUUAUAGUUUUUUAUUUUCGGUAUGUAGUAUGCAUUUAUGCUGCUGCACUGGGGCAUUCAUCCUUGAUUGCCUUGAAAUGGGAUUAUUCUAUUAAUGUUAUAGAAUUAGAUUCUGUAUUUUAAUUCA